AUGAACGAAAAAGUUUACAUCGUGGCCGCUUCUAGAACGCCUAUUGGCUGCUUUCAGGGAAGUUUGGCCUCUAAAACCUAUGUGGAACUAGGGUCAACCGCUGUGGCUGGAGCCUUAGCUCAGGUUCCCAAUUUGAAGGCAUCGGACGUUGACGAAAUAUUUUUCGGCAACGUCUUGAGUGGUAACGUUGGACAAGCCCCUGCCAGACAGGUUGCUCUUGCGGCCGGUUUGAGCAAAAGCAUUGUGGCCACCACAGUUAACAAAGUGUGCGCGUCGGGUAUGAAAGCUAUCAUCUGUGGCGCUCAAACCAUCAUGUGUGGUAAUGCCGAUGUGGUUGUUGCAGGUGGUGCGGAAUCCAUGACCAACACUCCAUACUACAUGCCAGCAGCCCGUGCUGGGGCCAAAUUCGGCGGCACCACUUUGGUGGACGGUAUUCAAAGAGAUGGUCUCAACGAUGCUUACGAAAACCAGGCAAUGGGUGUAUACGCCGAGAAGUGCGCCCGCGACCAUCAGUUUACUAGAGAACAGCAGGACGAUUACGCCAUUGCAUCUUAUCAAAAGGCUCAAAAAGCCCAAACCGAGGGAAAAUUCGACCGCGAGCUUGCGCCUGUCACAAUCAAGGGGUUCAGAGGUAAACCGGAUACUUUGGUGAAGCAGGAUGAAGAGCCUGCAAAAUUGAACGUUGAAAAAUUGAGAACCGCCAGAACCGUGUUCCAAAAGGACAACGGUACCGUAACCGCCCCAAAUUCCUCUCCCAUCAACGACGGUGGUGCUGCUGUCAUUUUGGUGUCGGAGUCAAAAUUGAAGGAAUUGGGGCUCAAGCCUCUGGCCGCGAUCAAGGGUUGGGGUGAAGCUGCUCAGGAGCCUGCAGACUUCACAUGGUCCCCCAGUUUGGCCAUGCCUAAGGCCCUCAAACAUGCUAACGUCGAGCUUGGCGAUGUUGAUUUCUUUGAAUUCAACGAAGCUUUUUCCGUGGUUGGCUUGGCUAACCCUAAGCUUCUUGGUAUCCCAUUGGAGAAGGUAAAUGUUUACGGUGGCGCCGUCGCUAUUGGUCAUCCUUUGGGCUGCUCAGGUGCGCGGAUAGUUGUUACUUUGAUCUCUGUCUUGGCUCAAGAACACGGUAAGAUCGGUGCCGCUGGUAUCUGCAACGGUGGUGGGGGUGCAUCCGCUGUCGUUAUCGAAGCCGUUUGA
Molecule: messenger RNA, 1191 nt
Organism: Lachancea dasiensis
Lineage: Eukaryota; Fungi; Ascomycota; Saccharomycetes; Saccharomycetales; Saccharomycetaceae
Source: the annotation of a GenBank genome assembly